AUGGUCAACAGAGAGCUCCGCCGCAGCCCAUGGCGCACCGGGCCUCGGCCCUCAUCCUCAGGGCCGCGCCGCUCGCCGUCCGGGGUGCGCGGCCUUGCCUGGGCGGGGGCUUCUCCCCUCGGCCCCGAGCCCGGACGCGCGGCGCAGCGGGGCCGGGUCUUCCCGGGUCGCCGCUCUCUUGUCUGCGGGCGGCGGUGCCGGGAGGAGGAUGGCCCGGGCUCGCUCUCACCCGAGCCGCUGCUGUGCGCGCAGGUGUUGGGGAGAGGCGGCGGGAAAGGAGGUGAAUACCAGGGCCUGGUGAAACACACAGGAGGCUGCCACUGUGGAGCAGUUCGCUUUGAAGUUUGGGCCUCAGCAGACUUGCACAUCUUCGACUGCAACUGCAGUGUUUGCAAGAAGAAGCAGAACAGACACUUCAUUGUUCCUGCUUCUCGCUUCAAGCUCCUGAAGGGAGCGGAGAGCAUCACCACGUACACGUUCAACACUCACAAGGCGCAGCAUACCUUCUGCAAGAGAUGUGGGGUGCAGAGCUUCUACACCCCCCGCUCCAACCCCGGUGGCUUCGGAAUCGCCCCACACUGUCUGGAUGAGGGCACUGUGCGGAGUAUGGUCAUCGAGGAAUUCAAUGGCAGCGAUUGGGAGAAGGCCAUGAAGGAGCACAAGACCAUCAAGAACAUGUCUAAAGAGUGAGCGCCCGCUCUCUCCCUUUCUGGAAAGGAGGAACGAUGGGGCCAGCAGCGUGGCUGCCCCCCUCUGCACUCGGUGGUGCCGGCGAGCGUGGCUGCCCCAGGCUGCCGGGCUCAGGCCGGCCACUAGCUCCAGCUCUGCCCUUGACUCCAGCUACAUUUCCUUAGGCAGCUCUUUGUCCUCCAUCAGCCCGGACUUCGACGUAGACUAGUUGACAUCCUCUUUCUCUUCCCAACUUUUGUGUGAUCUUUUAGAAAAAAUAAAUAU
Messenger RNA from Myotis lucifugus (little brown bat), 954 nucleotides. It is a transcript of the gene CENPV, whose product is annotated as centromere protein V. The transcript has 6 exons. Bases 1 to 690 code for a protein of 229 amino acids. Gene Ontology annotation, cellular component: spindle midzone; kinetochore; nucleus. Gene Ontology annotation, biological process: regulation of chromosome organization; pericentric heterochromatin formation; positive regulation of cytokinesis. Gene Ontology annotation, molecular function: carbon-sulfur lyase activity. The record is from RefSeq and is a predicted model, not a curated record. NCBI's taxonomy places the organism in Eukaryota, Metazoa, Chordata, Mammalia, Chiroptera, Vespertilionidae.